Suillus subalutaceus is the source of this 298-nucleotide messenger RNA. RefSeq lists its product as uncharacterized. The coding region runs from base 81 to 293 and encodes 70 amino acids. The record is from RefSeq and is a predicted model, not a curated record. NCBI's taxonomy places the organism in Eukaryota, Fungi, Basidiomycota, Agaricomycetes, Boletales, Suillaceae. The transcript is spliced from 2 exons.
CGUGACUUACCCUUACAUACGGUACGCGUUUGAACGUUUGAACCAUGACUUUGUGGUGAUUCCGUCGUUGGUGGUCGCCUAUGACAAGAGACUCAAACUUCGAGGAUACUAUUAACUUCCUCUUCCCGCCACAUGUGCUCGAAGACGCCGAGACGUGUCUUCAGCGCGCAUUCCUCUCUCCUCUCAAUAUCUAUGUCGACGAAUUUAACGACAAAAUUCUAGAGAAAUUGCCCGGCGAUUUUCAAUCUUAUUUCAGCUUGGACAGCCUGAAAGAAGCCGACCACACCAUUUAAUGCAC